AAUACCAUGUUAAUAUGUCCAGCUGUAAGCGGGACAGUGGCAGGGUCUGAAUGGCACAAUCUCAACCGAUGGAGGGACGAGCGGCACCUAAAAGCUACCUGGCCGACAGGUAGGUAGUACUGGCUGGUGGGGUCGGUAUGCAAAAACCCCCACCAUCAUUGAAAAGAACCUUGGAAGUCUAUCUAUCAAGCAACAGCAGCAAUAUUCAAGUCGCCUCUAGACAUCCUGAAUACCGCAUACCUACUUACCUCUAGACCGCGCCGACUCUACACUCCUCCCGACUGAACAAUCACCCACAAGAGAGUAGCUUGCUGUUCCGUAUUCUCGCAAUCGUCUGUCCGUUCGAGCGAUAACCGCCAACCAUGGCGACAACCACGGCGACGGUGACGGCCACCGCGAGCAAGCCGUCCAGAAAGAAGGAUGCCAAUCUCCCUCCCGAGAACGAGCGUUUCCUGAGAUGUUGCGCCGACAUUGCAAACGUCCUCAUAGAGGACCACGAAGCCUCAAAGGACCCCAAGAAUCCAAGGAAAGACAUCAACCUCAAUGGCCUGCGCACCAAGCUGUCGAGGAAACACAGGCUCACCAACAUCCCGCCACUCACCGCCAUCAUCGCCGCCGUACCCGAACACUACAAGAAAUACAUCAUGCCUAAGCUGAUCGCGAAGCCCAUCAGGACAUCUUCGGGUAUCGCUGUCGUCGCCGUCAUGUGCAAGCCCCAUCGCUGCCCUCAUAUCGCCUACACUGGCAAUAUUUGUGUCUACUGCCCUGGUGGGCCUGACUCCGACUUCGAAUAUAGUACGCAGUCCUACACUGGCUAUGAGCCCACCUCGAUGCGCGCCAUCCGUGCUCGCUACGACCCCUUUGAACAGGCCCGCGGCCGUGUCGACCAGCUCAAGUCCUUGGGGCAUUCCGUCGACAAGGUCGAGUACAUCAUCAUGGGUGGCACAUUCAUGUCCUUGCCAGUUCCCUACCGCGAGGAGUUCAUCUCCCAGCUCCACAACGCCCUCAGCGGCUAUCAGACGGCCAAUGUCGAUGAGGCCGUAGAGGCUGGCGAGAUGAGCAACAUCAAAUGCGUCGGGAUCACCAUUGAGACGAGACCAGACUACUGCUUGCAACCGCACCUCACUGAUAUGCUCCGAUAUGGAUGUACCCGGCUCGAGGUGGGUGUCCAGUCUUUGUACGAAGAUGUCGCGCGGGAUACCAACCGCGGUCACACUGUCGCUGCUGUCGCCGAGACCUUCUGCUUGGCCAAGGAUGCCGGCUUCAAAGUUGUUUCACAUAUGAUGCCCGACUUACCAAACGUCGGCAUGGAGCGUGAUCUCGAUCAAUUCCGCGAGUAUUUUGAGAAUCCGGCCUUCCGAACCGACGGGCUUAAGAUAUACCCCACUCUCGUCAUCCGUGGCACCGGUCUCUACGAGCUGUGGCGGACGGGAAGAUAUCAGAAUUACACCCCCAAUGCUCUCAUCGACAUUGUGGCGCGUAUACUGGCCCUGGUUCCCCCGUGGACGAGAAUCUACCGAGUGCAGAGAGAUAUUCCCAUGCCUCUCGUCACCUCGGGCGUAGAGAAUGGAAAUCUGAGAGAGUUAGCGCUGGCGCGAAUGAAAGAUUUCGGCACAACUUGCCGUGACGUAAGGACCCGCGAGGUCGGCAUCAACGAGGUCAAACACAAGAUACGCCCCAACCAGAUCGAGCUCGUGCGUCGCGACUACACGGCCAACGGCGGAUGGGAGACGUUCCUCGCCUACGAAGACCCCAAGCAGGACAUCCUUGUCGGUCUUCUACGGCUCCGAAAAUGCACGGAAAAAUACACCUACCGCGAGGAACUCACGGGCCAGCAGACAAGUCUCGUCCGAGAGCUCCACGUCUACGGAACUGCCGUCCCUGUACACGCGAGAGACCCCAAGAAAUUCCAGCACCAGGGCUUUGGAACGCUGUUGAUGGAAGAAGCGGAGCGCAUUGCGCGCGAUGAGCAUGGGAGUGUCAAGAUUUCUGUCAUUAGCGGCGUGGGUGUCAGGAGCUAUUAUAAGAAGCUGGGGUAUUGGCUUGACGGGCCAUAUAUGAGCAAGUGGCUUGAUGGAAGGCUGGGAUAAGAAGCCAUGAUACGGCGAAAUGAAGAAUAGUAAAAUGAGUAUACAAUAGAACGAAAAAAAAAUU
Molecule: messenger RNA, 2154 nt
Organism: Xylaria bambusicola
Lineage: Eukaryota; Fungi; Ascomycota; Sordariomycetes; Xylariales; Xylariaceae
Exons: 1
Coding region: 363-2090 (575 amino acids)
Biological process (GO): tRNA wobble base 5-methoxycarbonylmethyl-2-thiouridinylation
Cellular component (GO): nucleus; elongator holoenzyme complex; cytoplasm
Molecular function (GO): acyltransferase activity, transferring groups other than amino-acyl groups; iron-sulfur cluster binding
Source: RefSeq, a predicted model, not a curated record